This is a messenger RNA of Colletotrichum siamense, 969 nucleotides long. RefSeq names its product Acyl-CoA thioesterase 2 (gene tesB-1). The coding region runs from base 1 to 969 and encodes 322 amino acids. The transcript has a single exon. Gene Ontology annotation, biological process: fatty acid catabolic process; acyl-CoA metabolic process. Lineage: Eukaryota; Fungi; Ascomycota; Sordariomycetes; Glomerellales; Glomerellaceae. Gene Ontology annotation, cellular component: peroxisomal matrix. The record is from RefSeq and is a predicted model, not a curated record. Gene Ontology annotation, molecular function: fatty acyl-CoA hydrolase activity.
AUGGCCACCUUGCAAGAGCAAGUCGCCGCGGACGACCUCGGUUCAGACAGGUUCGCCAGCCGCAUUAACCCUGGACGCAUGGGCAAUGCGCAAAACAUUGCCUACGGAGGGUGCACCAUCGGGUUCGGCAUCUCAUCAGCAUGCCACACGGUUGAACCCAAGUACCUUCUCUAUUCAGUCACCGGCAACUAUCUUGGUCCAGCCUUGACGGAUCGGAAGCUGAAAAGUACUGUUCGCAGAGUUCGCGACACCAGAACCUUCGCAACAAGACUCAUUGAGAUCAGCCAGGACCAAGAUAAUGGAGAGUCGCGACUGUGCAUGAUCAUGCUGGCGGAUUUUCAGGUGAAAGAGCAGGCUUCGCUAUUGUUGUACUCAGCACCACCAUCGAGGUCAUAUUCUCCGCCAGAAAAGGGUCUUCUCCCGACUGAGGCAGCGGAAAAGCUGGUCAAGGAGGGCGUCGUAUCGGAGAAGCUGGGCAAGCUGUACCUCGUUACUUUCGGUCUGAACGCCCGCUUUCUCGAAAGUCGCAUGACGCCUGAGGGCGUUGCCCCCAACAAUCUCCACGGCGUGGCCAAGAAAGCCCAAACACCCCAAGAUGACCUUCCUCUGACUUCCAAGACCACGGCCGAUUGGCUUCGGUCUCGUCAUCCAAUGGAGCGCCUUCAAGACCGGUUCGCCGGCCUAGGCUUCGUCCUAGACGGGGCGCUGUCUUUCAUCCCUCUCACACACAACCACAUGUUCCUAGACGACGCUGCAGCGUGCUCUAGUCUUGACUUCGCGCUCAGAUUCUUCACUGGCGAGAUAGAUUUGGACAAGUGGCAUCUCAGAGAAUUGAAAACCAUCACAGGACGCGAUGGGAGGACCUACACCGAAGCCAGACUUUGGGAUCAAGAUGGGAACAUGGUCGCAAAUAUGACCCAGCAGUCUAUCAUGAGGCCUUUGAAGAAGGCGGCCACGGCCUCUCUUUAG